Messenger RNA from Oncorhynchus masou masou (cherry salmon), 3011 nucleotides. Its product is annotated as src kinase-associated phosphoprotein 1-like. Gene Ontology annotation, molecular function: protein binding. Gene Ontology annotation, cellular component: cytoplasm; plasma membrane. The transcript is spliced from 13 exons. The record is from RefSeq and is a predicted model, not a curated record. The coding region runs from base 193 to 1440 and encodes 415 amino acids. NCBI's taxonomy places the organism in Eukaryota, Metazoa, Chordata, Actinopteri, Salmoniformes, Salmonidae.
GGGUACAGGUGAUGUGUGAGAGUAUGAAUGUAGUGUGUGAGUAUUCACAGGCUUUCAUUUCAAGCAGUGAGCUGUUACAGUGUGACGGGUCUGGUCUACACAGAUACUAUAAUCUUUCACCAAAGUAUAGCUCUGAUUUACCGUAUCAAAAUUAAAAUUGCCUGAAAAUUCUUCUGGAACUUUGAGAGAAGGAUGGGGACAGUCUCUGAUGACAUUAGGAGGCUUUUGGAGGACUGUGAGCUCUUUGUAUCAGAUAUCCUACAGGACGAGGACCUCAGUAAACAUGCCAGAGAAACACGGGACGUCCUACUUAAUAACUUCAGGGUGGUCCACUCCAGAAAUCCUCAGGAGUUUCCUUUCAGAUCUGAGUCCAGACAGGAGGACAGUUCAGAUGACAACCAGAGCUCAAGUCUGGGCCGCUCGGCCCCCUCAGACGACCUGUCUGUGGCCUCUGACUACCAGGACGAGGGCUCUCCUGAGUACUUUGAGGAGAUCCAAAUGGUGGCAGCCCAGGAUCUCAGUAACAUCUUGAAACAAGGCUACCUGGAAAAAAAACGACGAGAUCACAGCUUCUUCAGCUUAGAAUGGCAAAAGCGAUGGUGUGUCCUCAAUAACACAAUAUUCUACUACUUUGGGAGCGACAAGGACAAGCAGCAGAAGGGCUCCUUCUAUAUCAAUGGCUACAGCGCAGAGCUGGUGGCCAACCUACGUAAAGACUCCAAGAAGAAUGCCUGCUUUGAGCUGAGUGCCCCUGACCGACGCUCCUUCCAGUUCACUGCUAGCAGUCCGCGAGAGGCCAGGGAAUGGGUGGAUCAGAUAAACUUUGUCCUGAAAGAUUUGAGUUCCAGCUUCAUCCCCUUUGAUGACGAUGAGGAAGAGGAAGAAGAAGAGGAGGAGGAGACCUAUGAUGACAUUGAGGGGGUGACCGGGGCGGCCAGCCCUCCUCAUCGUCCCACCCCCGCCCCCGUCCUGCCCCAGCAGGCCAAAGCCUCUCUCAGUAGCCAGGAGGAAUGGAGGCCCAAGCAGGGGGGGCAAGAGGAAGCAGAGGAGGAUGAUAUCUACGAGGUGCUCCCCGACGAUGACUUUCCAGAACCAAUUGAGGAGAUCAGUGAGAAGAGCACAAAGCCAGUCUGGUCCAUGGACUAUGCCAACUACUACCAGGGCUUGUGGGACUGUGAGGCAGACGAGCCUGAUGAGCUGGCCUUCCAGAGAGGUGACCUCAUCUAUAUCGUCAGUAAGUCUAACUCCAACCCAUCCAUGGUCCAAUCCAAGGCCAGAGGGGGGGUGCCUAUCAGAUGUUCAGUAAUGGGAUUGUGGUACAUUACUGAGUCUGUAUCUGUAUCAUGGGGGUUAAUGGAGAGAGCAGCCAUGCGAAACCCUGCUGUGUUCAACACAAAUUGCAGGAGUAUAACAUCCAUGGCUGGUGGGUCGGAGAGCUAAAUGGUACCAUUGGUAUCGUCCCUAAAGACUUCCUCCACCCUGCCUACAUCCUCUGAGCUCCAAGAAGUACUGGAUCACUCUCUUAUCGUUAAGAUUAUAAAAUAAUUUAAUGGAGUAAUGUAGCGUAACAGGUCUCCUGACACCCACUGAGAUAGCCAUUGAGAGAGCAGGAUAUGUGUAUAUUCACAGCGCUUGGCCGGCCAUUUAGGACAUCUGGUGGCUGAAAGUAGAACUGCGUGGGAAAUUGAAUCAGCAUUAUAGACAGGUUGGUUGUUUAGCAACAAAACCGUCGCGUGUGCAAUUAUGGGGCAAAAGAACUGGCUUAGGUGGUUGACAGCAUGUAAACUAUAUUUAGUCUCUAAAUGUUUAUUGAAAAUGUAAAUAUAUUUGCACAAUGAGCACUUGUUGUAUUUCAAAUACAUAGUUGCAGUUGUUGGGUAGCAAGCUAAUUCAUUUUUAGCCAUAUUAGCGUAAACGUGUCAUGAGUCAAAACAAGAAAUGGUAUCAAUAACAAGAUGCAAUGAGCUGAAACGAGCCACCUACAAUUCCCCACAUGGCAGCUUCUUCUCAUUGUUGCUAGCUAUCUGACCAUCCAGAAUCAUUACACCACAUGGCCUUCUGCAUCAUCGACGUGCGCGCAUCGUCGUUUCUUGACAUUGUCAGCUAACCCGUCUUUAUAGAUAUUGAUAUGCUCAGUAAUGCUUAAUUAUAGCAUCAUUGACAUCAUCAUUGGAUUGGGGAAAAUGAUUCCAAUUAUACGCCAUAGAAAAAAUAUCACACUGCACAAUACUACAGGAACUGUAUGUUACACAUUCCGCUCUGAUGAUCGUUUAUCUUUGUAUUAUGCCUUACUUCUACAGUUGAGUGAUGUGACUGACUGCGUUCCCAGCCCCAAACACUGAACACUUCGAGAUUGCUGACAAACUGAGAUAUUUUAUUAUUUCGUAAUGUAAUGCAAUGCUGUUAGUGUAAGGUUUUUGUAGAAUGUUUUUGUAAAGAUUGACUUAAUUUCCAUGCAUAAAUGACAUUACCUUGGUCCUUCUGAGGCCUUUGGUCUACACAUUGAAUUAUGGAUCAUGUCGAAAGGUUUCCUCUAUCCAAUUGUUUCCAGUGUGCAGUAUUUGUACCCAUGUGUGUGAAUGGAAAUGGCCAGAUAUUUAUGAAACAUUAAGCCCCUGUGACUAAAAUAGGAAAUCCUCACCUCUGAGUGAACUGGGGGCUAUUUGACAUUACAAAGCAUACUGACUUGUGCCUUCAACAGCCUUGAUGCUGACAUUAAGAUAUAUAGGCAACAAGGGUGCAGGCAUGCUCCACUAUCUUGUUUCAAUUAAGAGUUUGAAAUUGGAAUACCUGAUAAUUAACAAUAUCAAGAAAAAUACUAUAUUUUGAUUGUUGAACUUGUACAAUUAUAUUUUCUUAGCCUAAUGGUUGUGUUUUUCUUAUGGUUUGGACCUACUGGCCUUUUAUGUCCGAGUGAAUUGAUUGGGUGCUUAUGCUUUAACAUCAUGCUGUUUGUGACUGCUGUCUUUCUAUAGGCUUUUUGUGUUUUAAAAGAAGUGCACUCUCCUACA